AUGGGUUCAAGUAGCUCAACUGCAGAUGAUAUUAAUGCUCUGGAGAUACAUCAUUGGUACGGAAAAUUCAUGAGAGAGUGUCCAUCUGGACAGCUCAGCCUGCAUGAGUUUAAAGGAUUACUUGGCCUGCAAGGAAUGAAUCUAGAGGCAAACCGAUACAUUGAGCAAGUAUUUGGCACCUUUGAUAUGAACAAGGAUGGAUUUAUUGACUUUUUGGAAUUCAUUGCUGCAAUUAACUUGGUUUUACGAGGAAAAAUUGAUCAGAAAUUAAAGUGGUAUUUUAAACUAUAUGAUGCAGAUGGAAAUGGAGCAAUCGACCGAAAAGAAUUGCUAAGUAUUAUAACGGCAGUUCAAGCUAUAAAUGGUCACCAAGGAAUGAGCCCAGAAGAAUUCACAGCCAUGCUGUUUCAAAAAAUUGAUGUCAAUGGAGAUGGAGAACUGACGUUAGAUGAGUUUAUCAAUGGAAUACAAAAGGAUGCCACUCUUUUCGAAUUAAUUUCUAAAAGUUUUGAUCUUUCUAAUGUAUUAAAAACAAUACAGAAUGGAAGACGGAAAAGUAUCCCAUAAAAGACUCUCUCCUAUUUAGGAUUUCUUUCUAUACUGUAUGUUACUGUCUUUCUAUAAGCAGGUGUCUAUUACUGUUUACAAAGAUACUUUAUGAGGAUUUUACUGCUGAUUGUUCAAUGAUUAUUGUAAGAUUGAUGAUAACCGAGGAGUAUAGCAAUAGUAAGACAAGCUUUUUACAAGUUCAAAGCAUUGAUUUAAAGGUAUGUUAUAUUUUAUGUAAUAUGACAUGACUAUACCAGACUUUACCAGGCCGGGAAAAGUAAUCUCUCAGCUAUUAACUGAUUCAAAUCCAGUUUAAAUGAAUUAAAAAAGUAUUAACUUCUAUCUGGAUUACUUAAGAAUAGUGAAGAUACUGUCUGACCUUUUAAUGUAACUAAUCACUACUUACAGUAAGUAAGAAAUAACACUGCAAUGCUCAGCUACCCAAACAAUGUUUUUUUAUAAGGUCAGGACACUACUAACAGCUUUUUAAUGCAGUGAAUAAAACCAUUGGAAAUAUUUAAUUCUUAUUUAAAAAAAAUUGUAAUAAACAGAGCUGUCAAUGU
Messenger RNA from Pseudophryne corroboree (corroboree frog), 1112 nucleotides. RefSeq names its product guanylate cyclase activator 1C (gene GUCA1C). Gene Ontology annotation, molecular function: calcium sensitive guanylate cyclase activator activity; calcium ion binding. The transcript is spliced from 4 exons. NCBI's taxonomy places the organism in Eukaryota, Metazoa, Chordata, Amphibia, Anura, Myobatrachidae. Bases 1 to 567 code for a protein of 188 amino acids. The record is from RefSeq and is a predicted model, not a curated record.